Molecule: messenger RNA, 1662 nt
Organism: Lycium ferocissimum
Lineage: Eukaryota; Viridiplantae; Streptophyta; Magnoliopsida; Solanales; Solanaceae
Exons: 1
Coding region: 668-1504 (278 amino acids)
Source: RefSeq, a predicted model, not a curated record
UAUCAGUUUAUAUAUACUUUCUGCCACUUUCCUUGUACAACUUUCUAGUGAAUUCAAUUCCUUUUCUCUUUUUCCAGUGUCCUUAAAAGUAAAUAUAUUUCCUUCCUUAUACAGCAGUAAGUUUCCACACAAGCGCAGCUUUUUCCUUAGCGUGUGUUUCAGGCAAAUGAGUAUAUAAUAAUGUUCCCAAAAAAGGGGUCUUUUCUCUUUCUUUAAGGAAUCAUGAAUAGUUAUUUUAGGAUCUAAACUUCAUAGGAAAAAAGCUUCUACUUUCUCUUCAAUGGUUUUCAAAUGGGGUGUCUUUAAAUGGUUUUCUUGAUUUGGUUUUGUAGUUUGAAGUUUAUGUCAUUUUCUUAAUGUCAGUUGGUUAGUAUAUAGAUUGGGAAACUGCUGGUUUUCUGUUUCUUUUUGCUCAUAAGGGAAAAUCCACAAAAGGGUUGUUUGCAAGAUUGUAGUUUCUUGAUUUGAAUGUGACUUGGCUGAAUUUUUUCCUCUCAAAAUUUGUCAUUUUUCAAUAUCAGUUAGUUAGUAUAUAGAUUUUGAUAGUGUUGCUUUUCAGUUUCUUUUUUGCUCAUUAGGGAAAAUCCACAAAAGGGUUGUUUGCAAGAUUGUAGUUCUGUUGAUUUGGAUGUGAGUUGAGUGAGUUUUUUUUUUUCCUCUCAAAAAAAUGUCAUCUUUUAGUGGUUUAGGUAUUGGUUUGAGUUUUGUUUUUGGAUGUAUACUAAUGGGACUUGUAGCAGAGUUGUAUUACUUGUUGUGGGUAAGAAAAAGAAUCCCAAAGAGUGAAACAGAGAAUCAAUACAACAACACUGAGUUAUCUCAUUAUUUCUGUUGGAAGAAGCCUAAUUCAGUAAACAAUGUUAGUAGCCAACAACAAGUGAGAAAUCAAGAAAUGAAUAGUCAAGAUCAAGAUUUGGAGUUAGGUACUAGCAAAGAUUUGUUACUAAAAGGUUAUGGUGAAGAUAGUGUGGAGUCAGAGUUAAUGAGGCUGCACAAUCUUUGUGGACCUCCAAGAUUUCUCUUCACAAUUAAGGAGGAAACUAAAGAGGAUUUGGAAUCUGAAGACGGUAAGUCUCACAGAAGUAGAACUUGUUCGAGAAACAGAAGCUUUAGUGACCUUACCCUUACGCCACUGUCUUCACCACCCGUUAAGGGUCGUCAGAAUCUUGAUUCUUACAACUGCAAAGGAUUCAAUCCGCUCUUUGAAUCCUCAACAGAAGCAGAACUAAACAGACUAAGAUCAUCGCCCCCUCCAAAGUUCAAGUUCCUUAGGGAUGCUGAGGAGAAACUUAUUAGAAGAUUAGUAGAUGAAACAGAGAAAAGGGUACUCAAAAAUGAGGUUAAUUAUCAAGAUUCUGCAAUUAAAUUACCAAUAGAUGAGAAAGAGAAAGGGUCAUUCAUUUCUUUUCUUGCAAAGAGCAGAUUAAGGGAAUUACAAGUCCACAACAACUCUACUACUUCUGUAAAGGUACUUCCAGUUGAUAAUGAAUCUGCUAUGCCCUAAGAUUCAUUUCAAGUUUAGAUGGGAGAGGUUUAAAUUUCUUUAUUUAUUUUUUUCACCUCUUUCAUCUAUUAACCAACAAGUACAGCAAUUUACCUCAUCUUUUAUUAACUUUUAGUUUUUCAGAUAGGAAAUAGAGAUUUUAUUGUAAGUUCUCUGGA